ACAUUUAUAUAAUGUAAAAACAACAUAAAAUACACACACAACAAAAAAUACUAAAACAGAUAAAUUAAAAGUUAAGCCCCCCUGAAUAGAAAUAGUGAUAAAAAAAAACACUCAAUUUUCAUAAAAAUUACUGGUCUAGUUUAUUAUCACAAUGUUGUCUUAUAUCAAACGUAAAUUAUCAGAAUCAGACUCUAGCGCAAACUCGACAAAUGCCGAUGCUCAGUUAGUGCGUAAAACUUCACAAAUGUCUUUGAGUUCAGGUGGUGGUGUCGGUGGUAAUGGCGAGUGCGAUGAGGCCAUUGCUAUUGGCGAGGAUGCCUUACUACAUGAAUUGGGCUAUAAGAAUGCUACCGAUUUACAGGAAACUAUUUAUGAUUGUUUAAGAACCAUAAGAGAUCCCGAGAAACCAGCUACUUUGGAGGAUUUAAAUGUUAUAUAUGAAGAUGGUAUAUUUGUAAUGCCAUCCACAAAAUCAAAUGUUUCAGUGGUACGCAUUGAAUUUAAUCCUACGGUGCCUCAUUGUUCCUUGGCCACUUUGAUUGGUCUUUGUAUACGUAUAAAAGUUGAAAGAAGUUUACCUCACAAUAUUAAAAUUGAUAUUUAUAUUAAAAAGGGAACACACAAUACCGAAGAAGAAAUCAACAAACAAAUCAAUGAUAAAGAAAGAAUAGCUGCUGCUAUGGAAAAUCCCAAUCUUAGAGAUCUUGUGGAAAAUUGUAUAAAAGAUGAAGAGUAAUAGAAUUUAUGAUUAAAUAUGUUUUUUUUGUAUGUAUAUCCAAUAUAUUAGAAAUUAAGUGAAAGUGAAAUUUUUAAGUCUGGCAAAUUAAAUGUGUAUGUAAAGGUUUUUUUAAUAACGGUAAAAUUAAUAAAAUUUAAUUGAUUUAACAAUAAUUCGGAAUCAA
Lucilia cuprina (Australian sheep blowfly) is the source of this 902-nucleotide messenger RNA. RefSeq names its product MIP18 family protein galla-1 (gene galla-1). The coding region runs from base 152 to 736 and encodes 194 amino acids. NCBI's taxonomy places the organism in Eukaryota, Metazoa, Arthropoda, Insecta, Diptera, Calliphoridae. The record is from RefSeq and is a predicted model, not a curated record. The transcript is spliced from 4 exons.